AUGUGCGCUUAUUACUCUGUCAUUUGCUUGCUUGUUGUUGCUAAAAGUGUUCUUUCGAAAGAGAUAACUGUGCAGACCAGAUACGGACCUGUUCAAGGCUUUACUCACACAGUGAAUACGACUACUGCACGCAUUUUUUUGGGUAUUCCAUUUGCGAAACCUCCAAUUGAUGAUCUAAGAUUAGAGAAGCCAGUGGAGCCAGAAAAUUGGACACAACCGAUCAACGCAACAGACUACGCUGCGGCUUGUUACCCACACACCCGUUUGGCAAUGUUCAAUAACGGCUUAUUUAGUGAAGACUGCUUAUAUUUAAACAUUAUGGCACCAAUAGAACCGGGUGAGAAUAAUGCAUCCUACGCAGUAAUGGUAUGGAUUCACGGGGGUGGAUACGAAGGGGGUUCUGCAGCGUCAUACGACUACAAGAAAAUUGUUGAGAACUUUAUAGCACGGGAUGUCAUUGUUGUAACAAUUCAAUAUCGGCUUGGCUUUCUCGGAUUUUUUUCAACUGGUACUGAGGCACUACCUGGGAACUUGGGAUUGUGGGACCAAACUGCAGCACUUAAAUUUGUUAAUGAGAAUAUUGCAAAUUUUAACGGUGACCCUAAACGAAUAACAAUCUUUGGGCUUAGUGCUGGUGGAGGAUCUACGAGCAUUCUUACACUGUCACCAAAAUCACAAGGUUUAUUUGCAAACAGCAUACAAAUGAGUGGAAGCGCUUUCGCAGAAUGGUCUAAUAGCGAACUGGUCGAUGAUGCCAGCUUAGAACUAGCUAAAGAGGUUGGCUGCCUAGUGGAUGAUUUAGCUACUGUGAAGCCAUGCUUGAAGAAUAAAACGAUUGAUGAACUGCUCGAUGCAGCAAACAGAACGGGGUCAACUCGUAAAAGCAUCAAAUUUAUAAAAUACGGCCCUAGAUUAGACAAUGACUUUUUACCAGAAGACCUGGAAACUUUAGUGACGAAUGCAUCAAAGAAACCGACAAUCAUUGGGGUAGCAGAAAAUGAAGGAAUUACAUUUGAAGAUUAUAAAAAUUAUAGCAGAAGUGAUUUGGUUAACUUUAUUAAAAACGAGGUUGCUGUACAGGCGGAUUUGCGAGACCAAGCAGAGAAAGUCCAGUCAAUGAUAAUUUCGUUUUAUGCUAAUUCUAGCGAUGAGACAGAUAAAAGCUACGUCGAUUGGUUGAAGAAUUAUACCCAGUUGCUCGGAGAUAUUAUAUUCGUCGUGCCCGCACGGCUGGAAGCUGAAUUGAAAAUCCAAGCAGGCUGGCCGGUUUGGCUUUACAUUUCCGACUAUUACAACCCAGCGUCGUGUAAUGAAAGCAUGCCAGUAAAAGGUUUUUUUUAA
Enterobius vermicularis (human pinworm) is the source of this 1341-nucleotide messenger RNA. NCBI's taxonomy places the organism in Eukaryota, Metazoa, Nematoda, Chromadorea, Rhabditida, Oxyuridae. The record is from the annotation of a GenBank genome assembly.